UUGAAGACUAUUUCAGGCAAUAUCAUACAGUUUCAGAGUCAGGAGGAGAAUGACAAUUCCGGUGUGGUGGAAGGAAGCCGGCAAGCGAGCAAGGAUCACUCUUCAAGUGUAGCGGUUCCACAAAGACAACUGACCUUCAAGCAGAAAAUUCAGCACAUUCCGCCCAUUCUUCACUUAAUGAUUCCACUUGCGCUGGUCUACGUUGCCCAAUAUAUGAUAAAUCAAGGACUGGCUCAGUUAAUUAUUUUCAAGUGCUCCGAGGGCUUUCACCUUGACUAUAAUGCUCAAUAUCGCUGGUACCAGGCACGUUUCUUAUCAGUUCUAGAGCGUGUUUGGGCUUGGGUGAGAUAUGGAACGUUUGAAUCAGAUUGA
Molecule: messenger RNA, 372 nt
Organism: Cooperia oncophora
Lineage: Eukaryota; Metazoa; Nematoda; Chromadorea; Rhabditida; Trichostrongylidae
Source: the annotation of a GenBank genome assembly